Exaiptasia diaphana is the source of this 1840-nucleotide messenger RNA. RefSeq lists its product as uncharacterized. The transcript is spliced from 7 exons. The record is from RefSeq and is a predicted model, not a curated record. Lineage: Eukaryota; Metazoa; Cnidaria; Anthozoa; Actiniaria; Aiptasiidae. The coding region runs from base 299 to 1840 and encodes 513 amino acids.
UAGUGUAAUGGCGUCGUGUCAUUAUGCUGCACUGGUUGGUGGUCCUUGUGGCCCAAGCACAUAUAAUGCGUCCAUUGUCGAAUGUGUAACAAUCAAGGAUUGUAAUAAGGAUAUUUUAAGCCACUGUUCGCUGUAUAAGAUCAGUGACGAUGCUUCGCUCUCUGGACGUGAAUCACGGUUACUUCUCGCGCGUGCAGGUAAGACUGUUAUGUAAUCUACCAAAUGUUACUCCCUAGCCUUUUCACCUAACUCAUGAUUAUUUCAAGGUAUUUUCGAUGUCCAUGAGGUACACUUGAAUAUGACAGUAUGCCCGUUGCACCGCGACUUGUAUGGAGUUCGGUGGAGGAGCAGUAAAACCAGAUGUGCAAUUCCAACCACUCUUGCAGCUCACAAAUCUUCAUCUCCAAAAGCUCAAUGUGGUUUGACAACUAUAUUGUCACAUUUCGUUUUCAACGAGACCAAGACAAUUAUUCCAGUAGGAACAGCAAUAUGUAAAAACUGCAAAAAAUAUCUGUCUACGGUCGCAAACGAAUGGAUAUCAAACAUCAAUCCUGAGCAAACGGGGGAAGAAAGUCCAGAAAUCUCUGCCACCCAAGAUCAGGGUCCGUCAUCAKGCAUCAUUGCUGAAGAAACGGGAAGGGAAAGUCCAGGAAUAUCUUCCACUCAAGAUCAGAAUAUUUCAUCAGCCAUCAUUGAUGAAGAAGCGGUAGGAAAAAGUCCAGAAAUCUUUUUAUCUCAAGAUCAMGAUCCACCAUGCAUUAUAGUUGAAAAAGCGGAAAAAGAUAGUAACACACAAUCGUCGGAUGAACUUGCCGAAGAAAUGAAUAAAUUAAAAAUAGCCGAUAGCACGUGRAGUAUCUUCUCUCCAGAUACUGCAAGUACUGGAUCGUCUGGCGAUGUCCUAGAUGUCUCUACGUUAGUUGUGAGACAAAAAAAGCUGAAUGAAUACUUAGAGGUUUGCAACAUCACACCAUUAGKCAAAGCGAUGUUGGACUGGAACGAAAUAUCGGAGCGUACAAAACACCGAUAUGUGCAGAAAACARGUGAGAUUGUCACUGCAGUUAUCAAGGACAUUUCUCCAAAUAAUGCUUCCCAUCUUUGGAAAGGACUACAGACAUCAAGUACAGUGAAUGAAGCGUUUGGUUACAGUCAUCAGCCCGCUGAGCAAGCCUAUUUAGAAGCCUUGGCAGAAGCAUACAAAACUGCAGAAAGCUGGGAUACCAGGCGCCAAGUGCUAUCAACUAUGUCUGAUGUAGCCAGCUACCGUGUUAWCUCGGAGUACAUUCCUGGACUCACACAGUACCGUUUUACUAUGGCUAACCUUCAUCGGCUUCAACACGGAAGAAGUGCUCCAGUUCCAGUGGAGACCGCACCUCGCCUCCGUAUAAGUCACAAGCAACUUGACCAUUUCUUAAGCUUUAUAACAAGCCCUCACCUUGUGCAGGAUUUGCCUUUUGGCGAAAAAGAUUUAAAGUUGUCAUCCGGCAAAAUAAUUAAAGUACCAAAUAUCAUCCGCACCAUGAUACCUCAGAGGAUAGUAAAACAAUACACUCAAUACUGCGAAGAAAAUGGCUUCAAACCUUUCAGCAAUAGCACUAUGUUAAGAGUGCUUAACGAGUGUAGCGCAACCGUUCGUAAAUCUCUGCAAGGCCUCGACAACUUUGCUGCCCAAGGAGCAAGGUCCUUUGACGACUUAGCCAACGUUGUUCAGACUCUAUCACCUUUGAAAACCGAUGGGGAGAAAUGGGCGGCGAAAGUAAAAGAGUCCUUGAAAGUUGGAAAACUCUAUUUGAAAGGCGAUUACAAGGUAACGAAACGUGCCAAAACAGAGUACAUGUAA